AUGGAAGACAAGAUAGAGUGGGUGGUCACUACCUCCAACAAGCAUGGAGACACACUACAAGAACUAAAAGAUCAAAUUGCCUCACUGGAAGAAGCCCAAGAAGAACUCAAUUACAGGACCAGGCGGAACAUCCAGAUACGGGGGCUCCCGGAAUCAGUUACACCAGUAACGGAAAUGGCCACCUAG
This is a messenger RNA of Pelobates cultripes (western spadefoot toad), 186 nucleotides long. NCBI's taxonomy places the organism in Eukaryota, Metazoa, Chordata, Amphibia, Anura, Pelobatidae. The record is from the annotation of a GenBank genome assembly.